Messenger RNA from Melanotaenia boesemani (Boeseman's rainbowfish), 2585 nucleotides. RefSeq names its product synaptophysin-like 1 (gene sypl1). The coding region runs from base 566 to 1285 and encodes 239 amino acids. The record is from RefSeq and is a predicted model, not a curated record. NCBI's taxonomy places the organism in Eukaryota, Metazoa, Chordata, Actinopteri, Atheriniformes, Melanotaeniidae. The transcript has 6 exons. Gene Ontology annotation, cellular component: synaptic vesicle; synaptic vesicle membrane.
CUGACUACAGCUUUCUUACGGAACUGAAGCUCCUGCUAUUAAUUUGCAUGGAUUUUCUGGGGUGAGAAAAAGCAAGAAAGGGAAAAGAAAUUAGUUAAACAGCAGCUGCGCGAUAUUUUAAGCCACAUUUGUAAGUUUUGAUAUAUUUUUUUUUAUUUCAGAGGCGGAGAGAAGGGGGGGAUAAAACUUUCUUGCUGAACUUUUUUUUUUUUUUUUUAAACCACAUCUGUCAUCAUCUUCCUGUAACCAAAUCCACAUGACGCGCACUGAGGGGAAGGUUGGCACACUUUUACGCGCUGUAUCCGCUGCAUCGUGUGCGCUUUACUAAGCCGAGCGCAAGGGUUUGUUCAGACUCCACUAAAAGAAAAACCCCACAUAAGCAAAGGAUUUGAUCACUUUAUCUUUGCACUUUAUCUAUCUUUGCGAGCCAAGCGGUAGUUUAACGGUAGCAGGAAAACCACGUCAUUGUGUCAAACAACUCCCACUUUUUUCCUUCUCGUUGGACCAUCAUUCCCGCAGUUUAGGGAAAAACUGAAUAAAGACUUUGGAUCUGAAGCCCACAAUCAUGAUGACCGGAUUUCGGCUUAACUUGUCCCCCCUGAAGGAGCCUCUGGGCUUCGUUAAACUGGUGGAGUGGCUCACAGCCAUAUUUGCUUUUGGAAGCUGUGGGGGCUACGUAGGGAGGAACAUCAUAUCUAUUUUCUGUGGCGAUGGCAGAAAUGAAACACUCAACGCCAAUUUUCACUAUCCAUUUAGGUUAAGCCAGGUCCCGCUCAUUGCAGAAAACACCACUAUUUGUAAUAACUCCGUCUCUACUACACACAUGAUGGGAGACUCGGCUUCUGCGGCAGAGUUCUUUGUAGGCAUCGGGAUAAUCUGCUUCCUGUAUAGCAUGAUAGCUCUGUUGGUUUAUUUGGGCUACAUGCACGUCUACAAGGACUCUGACUUUGGACCCAUUUUUGACUUGGUGAUCACAGCAAUCUUGGUUUUCCUCUGGCUGGUGUGUUCGUCCGCCUGGGCGAAGGGCCUGCAGAAUGUGAAGGACGCCACAGAUACUAAUGGCAUCAGUUCCACGCUAGCAUUUUGCAAGGGCGGCAACAUCACCUGUGAGGUUACGGAGUUUGCCAGCAUGCGGACCCUCAACAUCUCUGUGAUGUUCGGCUACCUUAACAUGUUUGUGUGGGCAGGGAACUCCUGGUUUGUGUACAAGGAAACUCGUUGGCAUUCCCAGAAAUUCUCUUCCCAAGCUGGACCUGGAAGACAGCAAAUCCCUGCGCCAAUCUAACAUGCAUACAGGAACAGACAAACCCACAUUUCCAAGCAAAACUGAUGUGCAAAGUCGCACACAUACACACAAAUACAAGCCCAUGAAGCCCAAAUAAGUAGUACUGACGUUUUUAAACACAUAACACAUAUACUGCACCGUGAAAGCAAUAAAUAUAAACAGAUAAAGGUUAGAUAGGUUGAACUUUUGUCACACUAAAUAAGGUGUGUUAUGCCUUAUAUUCACAGAGCUGAAUUGGUAUUUUUCAAAGUUAUUAUACUUGUGUUUUUUAUAACGCUCCUGUAGGUUACAUAUUUGGCAAUGUCCACUGAGCUCACUGAGGAACAUUUGGAUCUUCAACAUUGUGAUAACAAUUUCAGGAUGAUGAGUUAUUCUCAUAAUACCAAACACUUAAUUACCCAUUAGAAAUUUGCAUUCAUGGACAUGUACAUUUAAAAAUUGGCCACAUUUUGUGUGUUUUUGGCAUGAAAGUGCUGUGUGAAGAUUAAACUUAUCUAUUCAUUUAGAAGAUUUGUACCAUUUAACCAUAUUUGUUUUUAAGUUUCAGGCUAAACAGUGCAAAAUGUAAAGCUUAAACUGAAUUAUCAGGAUUUUUUGCACUUGUGGUGCUUUAUAUGAUUCUUUAGUAUAAUGUCCAUGAAGGAUACUUGAGAGUUUGGUACUUAACAAAUCCAGGAAAUAAAUCUGCUGUAUGACUGCAGCCAUGCCUACUACCAAGGUACCAGUUAAAGGAUAAAUCUUCCAACGUGUUAUGAUUUUUAUCAAUAACUUUUUGCAUAUCUGACAAUAAUCUGCCAAAGCACUAUUUUUUUCUCAGUUUAAGUUUCUUUCAUAUCUCACUGUGUAUUUUCUUGAUGUUGGAACCAAUUCCUGUUGUUCUCCAAUGCCUAUUUUUUUAAGCUUUCUGUGUUAUGUGACACCAAAUAGUGAGCCGGUGAUGUGUUUUAUGAACCGUGCCAUACUUUUUGUAUUGUUUUUUUCACUUGUAGUUAAAUGUAGAUGGUUAGUUUGAGCAUUCUUUGAUUUUAUUGUUUUUGUUUCCUUUUUUUUGUUUGUAGGGGUUUAGCCAUACCCAAAAAUGAAGUGAAACGAGAGCAAGUGUAUCUGUGUGUGUGCAUGAGGGAGGGGGGUUUACUGGUUAUGCCUCCGCAUUGUGGUAAUCAUCAUCCAAAAAGAAAUAGCUUUGUUAAUGAUUCCUAUGCAUUUAACACACAGACCCGUCCUAUUGCAGAGACGUGUAUUUUACUGAAUGUCACAUGCACAGUUUCAGUGUAUUUUUCAAUAAAAAUUAGUAAUUUUU